AAUGUCAAAUACGAUGUAAGAAACAAGGUUAUGAUUGUAUUAUGCAUAAUUGAGACUGACUUACGUUAUUAACGGUAGCGGAGUCCAAACGAUACAAAAAGGGAAUCUUUGCCUCUCCGGAUGAAUGCUGAGGUCCAUCUCGAGCGAAUCAUUUGACAGCUCUGGAAUAUCUGUCAACAGAUCAGGAUCCCUCAUCGUUCAUACGAUAUGCAGCUGCAGCGCUAUGGCGUCAUAUGGUGAUCUUCGUGACGUUUUGGUGGAUCCUCGCAACUAACGGGAACAUCAUCCGGAACGAGGACAUUUGCGGAUCACAUAAUGGCAGGCGUCUUUAUCUGGAGCUGAGUGAGAAGGGUAUCCUCUACGCGAAGAACGUCACCUUUGUCAGGAACUCGAGGCAGCUGACAUCGCGUCUUUACUCCACCACCAUCACCAACAGCUCCCAUCAUCAAUGCAGCCUUGAACUGGUGACCUGUCCGUCCUGUGUAAUAGUUGUUACUUUUAAAAAUAUUGCCUUGUCACAUCAUUGCGGCGACGGAGGCAUCGUGAUGGACAGCCUCUGCAGGUGCGACUACGUAUGGCUCUCGGAACCACCUUACGAGGAUGUUUCCGGCUCACCGUUCUGCGGAUCAAAUACACCAGUCACAUAUAGAUCGAGCACGAGAACUCUGUCUAUAAAUCUAUUUUAUAGCCAGUUCCAUAAGCACGCGUUUACUAUCGAGUACACGGCAGAAAGAAAUAGAUUGCAUUUGAAAGGUACGGAAAUGACAUCGGAAGUACCGACAAAGGGUUUGAAUGGCACCACCGGCACUGGAAUUUUGACGUCGCCGUUUUUUCCGGCUCGAUAUCCUCGUGAUUUGGGUCUGGAAUAUGUCAUAACAUGUCCCACCGAAGCUCCUUCUUGUCGCAUCAGAUUGCUGUUUAGCGACUUCCAAUUAGCGACAGUUUCCAUUAUGGAGUUUUACGACUGGAAUGGACAACGUUUAGACGUGAGUAGCGGAGCGCGAUUUCGACCACCGAUCAUAAUGAGUUCCGGUUCAUCGUUGCUGGUAAGGUUUUACGCGAACGGCGGCACCGGUCUUGGUUACAAGGCUUUUUACUCUUUUGUGAUCGGUCAUACAUACGAUAAAUCCAUACAACCCAUCACCGACUGCGGCGGAUACGUGGAAAAUCUGGGCGGCGCUAUUACGAUGAUGAACAUGGUCGGUCAAGGAAAAACAUUGAAAAUCUACGAUUGCGUCUGGCUAAUCAGACCACCCAAGAACUUUCUGCACAUGAAGACGCAUAUGUAUCUAAAAGUAGUGAGUUUUGCCGACAUGGCCGGCAAUACGGAGUUAAUUAUCAAGGAGGGUCCAACUUCGGCCUUGAUGUCGUUGGAAGUAAUUCGACAUCCAUCGAGUCAGUUGCAAUCCCUUAGAUACCGGGAACACAUUGCACCUGUCACCAGCGGGUUCCACGUGAGUCUUCGCGGUACGUUCGGUCCAAAUUCGCACUUGGCGAUCGCUUACGCGGCUUUCAGCUACAUUGAUUGCUUCGCGGGCACCGAUUUUCUUUGUCAGAAUCACAGAUGCAUCCCGAUUCAGCUGAAUUGCGACGGUUUCGAUCAUUGUGGUGAUAAUAGUGACGAGCCAGGAACGUGUUUUCAAAAUUGGGAAAUGGAGCCGCACGAGCGGAAAUGGCACAAAGCGAAUUAUUACUUUCCGAAGAUCGAACAAUAUCCCGAUCUGAAAACGGCCACCCUGGUGUUCGUUGCCAGCAGCCUUGGUCUAAUUGUUCUGAUAACGACUCUUAUUAUACUGCUGUACAGAAUAGGAGGAGCGAGACAACAGAGAGAAUUGCAGUCUCGUUUGGAGACAAUCAGUGAGCUUUUAGUUUUUAAUAUUACAGAUGGUGCACGAAUCGAAGAGAUAUCCUUGCCAGAUGAUCCACCUAGCUACGAAGCUCCGCCAGGUUACGAAGAGGUUGCGAAACUCGCCUUAUCGAAAAAAUAUGAACGUUUGAAUUACGAAUCAUGCAACAGAAGCUCUUCAAGACAAUUCGAUGAGGAUGCGAAUUCUUCUACUUACUUGGUAGUGGAGAGCACGAACGACAGUUGCAGCAGGCGAACAAACCCGGUAGCAUCGGAGAACGAUCGACGUGUGCUACCUGAGAGUCCACCACCCCCAUAUAUUACGCCCACGGAAACUAUACUGCGGAACAUGAACCUAGCUGGUUUAUCGGCAUCGAUGAAACAGAUGUGCCCUGUUCGUCGCACUUGGCUUCGACGCAGCGCGCAGUAUCCUGAAUCCUCUUCCAAUGAUCGUCCAUCUGCCGUCGAUUUAUCCUCAUCCACGGAUAUUGAAGCUCUCGAUACAUAUCGAACGGAUUGCACCAUUCCGGAUACGAAUUGGCCACUGGAAAGUCCCCAGCAAGAGGUUCAGGUCGUUUCAGAAACGGCCCAAGAAAAUACUGUAGAAGUAUUAAAAGCGAAUAGUCGAGAUGUUACAGGGGAAAAUCACGAUGAGACUAUCGAUGGAACUGUUGACAGAUCGGACGAGAGGAACAUGAGCUGUUCUUGCGAAGGCGCAUGCGGCUGCGUCAGCCAAGAUUAUUCCACCGGCAAUUCAUCAACUUCCAUAACACUGAUAAACAAUGACCGUGAACUGGAACGUGAUCAAAUGGUGAUCGCAACCUCUUCCACGGGAAAACUCGAUGCGGAGCAUCAAGAGGAAGAUUUUUCUGUCUCGAAGAGCACCGUCGUUCGGCUGUUAAGUUCUAAGCUGAUGAAACCUUGUCAUAGCGCCAAUUCCACGGCAACAUCCUCGCCCUGCAAUACUUUGCGUCGCUCUUGCAGAAAGUUCUCUCGCGACAGUUGCAUUACUAAGAUCUCGACCAUCAGCACGUGCAGCAGCUACGAUAAACUGCACGACGAUUUCGAGAUCGUAUCGGAGGUGGCGAGCACUCCCGGGUGCAUCACGAAUUCCAGCACGACGGCAAAUACGCCGAGUGACACGCCGAAGAACAUUGUCGGCCAGCGCAGAAGACCUAGACACACCAACUGCGAUCUGACCAGUCUUUACGAGGGCAUCAAGAUCCUCGAUUCGUAUAUGGCACAUAGAAACGUAAACGUUGGUCACGGACAACGACACUCGGUCUCAGUGAUGCUGUUCGGGACUCCGGAACAUGAUUACACACGUCGUCCAGUAUUGUCGUCGCGCCAAACAGCAAGAGAAUGGCGAAUGCGUACUCGUAUCUGGCGAUCCAGUGAAGAUGCUUCAUUCAAUUAAUUUGUCCUCGACCAGAGAAGAAAAAUCGAUGAGAUAAAAAAGGAAUGUGAAUAAUCACCAUAUUAAUUUUUCAACGAUAAAUAGAACAAUAAUUGAAAAAAUAGACUAUAGUUCUAUAAAUUGGGAGAUAUGUAGACACAUGUAGAAUUUUAUAUUUUUCAGUUUUGAUUAAAAUGAAGUAAUUGUGUUACGCUAAACAGAUGAAAAUGGAUUAAAUUACUGAACAAGAUUAAAAACUUUUUAAAUAGUAAUUGGAUAUUGCGUGGCAUAAAUUUCGAAUAAAAUUGUCUCGUAUUAUAUUCCAUUGAACUCUGUAAGAAUAUUUUUGGAAGAAAGGGAAAAUAAAAUACACUUUCGAGUAAUGUAA
Molecule: messenger RNA, 3630 nt
Organism: Nylanderia fulva
Lineage: Eukaryota; Metazoa; Arthropoda; Insecta; Hymenoptera; Formicidae
Gene: Culd
Product: CUB and LDLa domain
Molecular function (GO): protein binding
Source: RefSeq, a predicted model, not a curated record